This is a messenger RNA of Lycium barbarum (goji berry), 4046 nucleotides long. RefSeq names its product protein VAC14 homolog. The record is from RefSeq and is a predicted model, not a curated record. NCBI's taxonomy places the organism in Eukaryota, Viridiplantae, Streptophyta, Magnoliopsida, Solanales, Solanaceae. Gene Ontology annotation, biological process: positive regulation of kinase activity; phosphatidylinositol biosynthetic process. Gene Ontology annotation, cellular component: endosome membrane; PAS complex. The coding region runs from base 363 to 2210 and encodes 615 amino acids. The transcript has 19 exons.
ACAUUGAGAAAAAAAGGAGGAAAAGAAAAGAAAAGAAAAGAAAAGAAAGGAAAGAAGAGGAUUUUGCAUAAGAGUUGAAAACAUUAAUGAGCGACACAUUGGUUGGUGGGCGAUACCAUCCAACCGUUAGAAGCAGGAAGACUCCUCUUUUACCACUACCCCCCAAAUUAAACCAAAAGCGGAAGUUAAAUCUCUUCAAAUUUUCCCUGAUUUUCUUUCCUUGGUAGAUCUCUCUCUUUCAUAUAUACACAUGGGUUUAACUCUAUAAAUAAAAAAGAUAUGUUGGGGGUUGGACUGAAGGAAGAGGAGAUGAAUUGGGGAAAUUCCUUUUAGUUGUUUAUGUAUUAGGGUUUUAGAUAGAUAUGGCUACUACAGAAGCUUUAUCUGUGAUUCCUGCUUCUGUUCUGCGUAAUCUCUCUGAUAAGUUGUACGAGAAGCGCAAAAAUGCCGCACUUGAGUUGGAAGGCAUAGUGAAGCAAUUGACAGUAGCGGGUGAUCAUGACAAGAUCACUGCAGUCAUCAAUUUGUUGACCCACGAGUAUACAUAUUCCCCUCAGGCUAAUCACCGCAAAGGAGGGUUGAUAGGAUUGGCUGCUGUAACUGUUGGUUUGACUUCAGAAGCAGCUCAACAUCUUGAGCAAAUUGUGCCACCGGUCUUAAAUUCCUUCUCGGACCAGGAUAGCAGAGUUCGUUAUUAUGCCUGUGAAGCUCUGUAUAAUAUAGCAAAGGUCGUAAGAGGAGAUUUCAUUGUGUUCUUCAACCAGAUCUUUGAUGCGUUAUGUAAGCUUUCAGCAGACUCAGAUGCUAAUGUGCAAAGUGCUGCUCAUCUCUUAGAUAGGCUUGUGAAGGACAUUGUCACAGAGAGUGAUCAAUUCAGCAUUGAAGAAUUUAUUCCAUUGUUGAGAGAAAGGAUGAAUGUCCUCAAUCCUUAUGUUCGCCAAUUUCUCGUUGGGUGGAUCACAGUUUUAGACAGUGUUCCAGAUAUAGAUAUGCUCGGUUUUCUUCCUGAUUUUCUUGAUGGAUUAUUUAAUAUGCUGAGUGAUAAUAGCCAUGAAAUAAGACAACAGGCUGAUUCUGCACUCUCUGAGUUUUUACAAGAGAUUAAGAAUUCUCCAUCUGUAGAUUAUGGUCGCAUGGCAGAAAUACUGGUACAACGGGCAGGCUCGCAGGAUGAAUUUACUCGGUUGACUGCUAUAACUUGGAUAAAUGAGUUUGUGAAACUUGGUGGAGAUCAGCUUGUGCCUUAUUACGCUGACAUUCUGGGAGCCAUUUUGCCCUGUAUAUCUGAUAAGGAAGAGAAAAUAAGAGUUGUUGCUCGUGAAACGAAUGAAGAACUUCGAGGAAUUGAGGCUGAUCCAGCCGAGGGUUUUGAUGUAGGAGCAAUCUUCUCCAUUGCUAGGAGGCAGCUGUCCAGUGAAUGGGAGGCAACACGUAUUGAAGCAUUGCAUUGGGUGUCAACCCUGUUAAAUAGACAUCGCUCCGAGGUCUUAGUUUUUCUUAAUGAUGUCCUUGAUACUCUUCUAAAGGCGCUAUCUGACCCUUCCGACGAGGUAGUACUUUUGGUGCUCGAGGUGCAUGCAUGUAUAGCUAAAGACCCUCAGCACUUCCGCCAGCUUGUUGUGUUCCUGGUUCACAACUUUCAGCUUGAUCACUCACUCCUGGAAAAACGUGGAGCUUUGAUAAUUCGUCGGCUGUGUGUCCUUCUAGAUGCUGAAAGAAUUUAUCGUGAACUGUCUACCAUACUUGAAGGGGAAUCAGAUUUGGAUUUUGCAUCUAUUAUGGUUCAGGCCUUAAACUUGAUUUUGCUUACUGCUUCUGAGUUGUCUGACCUUCGAGAUCUUCUUAAACAAUCGCUGGUCAAUGCUGAUGGGAAGAGCUUAUUCCUUUCCUUGUAUGCAUCAUGGUGCCAUUCUCCAAUGGCAAUAAUUAGCCUCUGCCUAUUAGCUCAGGCAUAUCAACAUGCAAGUUCUGUUAUCCAUCUGUUGGUUGAGGAAGACAUCAAUGUGAAGUUCUUAGUCCAACUGGAUAAGUUGAUCCACCUUCUGGAGACUCCGACCUUUGCUUACCUUAGGCUGCAGGUAUUUCGGCUUCUUGAACCUGGAAGAUACAUAUGGUUGUUAAAAGCCUUAUAUGGUCUGCUGAUGCUGCUUCCCCAGGGCUUAGGCGCGCCUUUGUCAACACUGUGUGUUAAUGGUGGUGGUUGGUGGUGAUGAUUGUAAAAGGUGGCUAGUGUGAUGAAUGAUUGAUUGUGCUGAUUGGCGGCAGUGGUGGUCGUGGCUGAGGAUAGUUGUGGGUGGUGUAAUUGAUAAUAGUGGUGGCAGCGGCGAUUAGCGGUAGAAGUGGAUGGAGAAGUGGUGAAAUUCAAUUUUCACAGAAAUCCUUGAAUGAUAACAUUUUAAUAAUUUUAAGAAUUCGUUAUAAAUGGUGGUUGUGGAAUUAAAAAAACAAACGAAAUUAAUGACAGAGAUCUGAAUGAUUUAGAUUUUGACGUAAAAAGUAAAUGUACUUAGUGAAUGAGAUCUGAAUGAUUAAAAUUCAGACCUUCAUUAAGUGCAAACAAAGGAGGUCUAAACUAAGUGUGGCUUCCCGCGUAGCUAAUCUCACUGAAAAGUAUACAUUUCUUGUGCUUUGGCGCUUUGCUAACCCAACUUGAGAGAGAAAAUCAUGGAUGGCCUUCUCUGAAAUGUAUGGCAGAAUGACUACUGUGUAAUUGUUUUGCGUCUCCCAAAGUUGAGAUGUUCUCUUAUACACAACAGCUUGAGGAGGUAAGAAAAUUGCUGGUAAGUAAUGGUCAAAGGGACCUCUCCGCCCCAUCUGUAUCCAUAAAUCAACCUGGGUUCCAUUCUCCGCCUUGAAGUUAAUAUGUCUGAAGAACUCCUAUAAUUUCAUUAUUCUUCUCCAUAGGCUUCAGCCAUAUGACAUGGCUAAGUACUCCGGCAAUUCUCUUCGUGAACCCCAUAGUUUGCUAUGAAACACCUCCCAUAAUGCCUGAUACUAUGUGCAAACCUAAGUUGCUCGGACUCUUCACUUUCGGUGCUUCAACCGUGUUGGAAUGAUGUGGGUGUGGAUCCGUACCGGAUGUAUAUUGAUUUUGGAUGCUUUAACCAGAAUCGAUAGACAAAUUCGAGACAGAUACCAUAUUUCUGAAAUCAAAACAAAAGCUAGGGUUAAAUCAUAAUUUAGCCAUGUCUAUUUUUUUUUUAAUCACUAAAAGAUAUGUGUUAAAAAGUCAACAACCAUGAGGUGCUUUAAAGAUGUUUAGAGGUCAACAUCAUUGUUGAAUGUGCAAACUCAAGAAGCCUCCUGGUCUCUACAUCAUUUGCAAUAGUCAUGUUGCACCCAAAAAAAAAAAAAAAAGAGAGAGAGAGGAGAUGCAUAUGUAAUUAUUAUUAAUUACAGAUUCAAACUUACUCUCGAAAAUUCGUGCAUUUCUCUUCUUCCAAAUAGUCCACCAUAAACUAGGCUUAUUUUUGUAAAUCCACUCCCCGCACCCGUAUCCAUACCUGGACCCAUAUCCUCGAAUCUUUAAAUUCAGAUCAUGAAGGAUUCAACCUCUAAAUCCACUCCCGUAUCGGACACCCGCACCCAAGUCCGAGCAACUUAGGUGCAAACCUCCAGAUUCAUUUUCUAUGGGAUCGUUAAAUCCCCAUUUCUCUUACUCCUUGAACCCAGCUCUUCUUGACCCUCAUCACAAUUCGCUUUCCUCCACUUUCAACUUCUGACAAAGAUUGCAAUGUUCUUCCUUUGAACCAUGCAAGACACCCUAAUGUUUUUUUGUUUUCAGAAUUUUGAAUCUUUUUGCCCGCCCUUUUGGAAACCUGAACAUUGCUCAGUUCCUACCUGUUAAAGUUAUCCCUGCUCCCUCUACCUACCCGAACUGCUUUCUCCUCUUUACCAUCUUGCACUUUGGAAUUUCAUUCCAGAGGUACGACUUUCUGGCCAAAUGGCAGCAGCAUCACCUAAUUGCUGCUAUCUUUGCUGCCAACACACCGACUCAUCAUUUGGGUUCUUCAGUCUCUGACCGCUUCAAUUGCCCAUCAUUUAUU